AUGCAGAAGAGCGUGCGUUAUAACGAAGGCCACGCGCUGUUUCUGUCCGUGGUGGCGCGUAAAGAGGGAACCAAGCGCGGCGUCCUGUGCAAGAAGACCACAGAGAACAGCCGCUGGCACGACAAGUUUUUUGCUCUUUAUCAGAACCUACUUUUCUACUUUGAAAGCGAGCAGAGCGCACGACCCGCAGGAAUUUACCUUUUGGAAGGAUGCACGUGCGAGCGCACCCCGGCUCCAAAAAUGUCCACGACUGGAAAAGAGAUGAUGGACAAACAGCAUUACUUCCAAAUAGUUUUUGGACACGAAGGACAGAAGCCACUGGAGCUGCGCACAGAGGAGGAGAACGAGUGCGACGAGUGGGUGGAGGUGAUCCAGCAGGCCAGUUACUCCGACAUCAUCAUCGAGCGCGAGGUGCUGAUGCAGAAAUACAUCCACCUGGUUCAGAUCGUGGAGACGGAGAAGGUGGCGGCCAAUCAGCUGCGGACUCAGCUGGAGGACCAGGACACGGAGAUCGAGAGGCUUAAAUCUGAGAUUGUGGCGUUGAACAAAACCAAGGAGCGGAUGCGUCCGUACCACGCCCCGCAGACGAACGAAGACCCCGACAUCAAAAAGAUCAAAAAGGUGCAGAGCUUCAUGCGUGGCUGGCUCUGUCGGAGGAAGUGGAAGAUCAUCGUUCAGGAUUACAUCUGUUCUCCUCACGCCGAGAGCAUGAGGAAACGCAACCAGAUCGUCUUCAACAUGGUGGAGGCCGAGACCGAGUACGUGCACCAGCUGUACAUCCUGGUGAACUGCUUCCUGCGGCCUCUGAGAAUGGCGGCCAGUUCCAAGAAGCCUCCCAUCAACCACGACAACGUCAGCAGCAUCUUCCUCAACAGUGAGACCAUCAUGUUCCUGCACGAAAUCUUUCACCAAGGACUCAAGGCUCGGAUCGCCAACUGGCCGACGCUGGUGCUGGCCGACCUGUUCGACAUCCUGCUGCCCAUGCUCAACAUCUACCAGGAGUUUGUGCGGAACCACCAGUACAGCCUGCAGGUCCUGGCCAACUGCAAACAGAACCGGGAUUUUGACAAGCUCCUCAAACAGUAUGAGUCCAACGCCGCGUGCGAGGGACGGAUGCUGGAGACCUUCCUCACCUACCCCAUGUUCCAGAUUCCCCGCUACAUCAUCACUCUGCAUGAACUCCUGGCUCACACGCCUCACGAACACGUAGAGCGGAAAAGUCUGGAGUUCGCCAAAUCCAAACUGGAAGAACUGUCCAGAGUGAUGCAUGAUGAAGUGAGCGACACAGAGAACAUCCGGAAGAACCUGGCCAUCGAGCGGAUGAUCGUGGAGGGAUGCGACAUUCUGCUGGACACGAGUCAGACCUUUGUGCGCCAGGGCUCGCUGAUCCAGCUGCCCUCUGUGGAACGGGGGAAACUCAGCAAAGUUCGCCUGGGAUCGCUGUCCCUCAAAAAGGAAGGAGAGAGACAGUGUUUUCUCUUCACCAAACACUUCCUCAUCUGCACGCGCAGCUCCGGAGGCAAACUACACCUGCUCAAGCAAGGCGGCGUGUUGUCCCUGAUCGACUGCACCCUGAUCGAGGAGCCAGACGGCAGCGAGGAGGACUCCAAAGCCGGGCAGGGCUUCGGUCAGCUCGACUUUAAACUGGUCAUCGAGCCGUCAGACCUGCCGUCCUUCACCGUGGUUCUGUUGGCGCCGUCGCUGCAGGAGAAGGCUGCAUGGACCAGUGACAUCAGCCAGUGCAUUGAUAACAUUCGCUGUAAUGGCUUGAUGACAAGUGUGUUUGAAGAGAACUCCAAAGUGACCGUGCCUCAUAUGAUCAAAUCCGAUGUCCGUCUCCAUAAAGAUGAUGUUGACAUUUGCUUCAGCAAGACGCUCAACUCGUGUAAGGUCCCGCAGAUCCGCUACGCCAGCGUGGAGCGCCUCCUGGAGAGGCUCACAGACUUACGCUUCCUGUCCAUUGACUUCCUCAACACCUUCCUGCACACGUACCGGAUCUUCACCACGGCGGCUGUGGUCAUGGACAAACUUGCCGACAUCUACAAGAAGCCCUUCUCCUCCAUCCCCAUCAGCUACAGGACGCAGUAUCACUCAUUUGAUCGUCUGUCCAUCUCAUCCAUCUGUCCCGACUACAGCACCAGGAUCAAGAAGAUAACCAUCGACCAGUCCAAGUCUCUGGAGUUGUUCUUUGCCACGAGCCAGAACAACAGAAGCGGCGAGCACGUCAACGACAAAUCUCCUCGUCUUUGCCGCAAGUUCUCUUCGCCGCCGCCGCUGUCCAUCCCGUCGCGCAGCUCGUCCCCCGUGAGGACGCGAAAGCUCUCCCUGCACUCCCCCGUGGCCUCUAGGGCGGGGGGCCUGGACCUCAGCGGAGCCACAAACAACCACACGGCGGGGUCGCAGUCCGCAGCCAGCAGCCCAACCUCCGCUCCCUGCACGCCUCAGACUCCCGCGGUCUCCCCCCCACCUCCCCCAUGCACCUCCCCUCCCCACAGUAACGGCCGGCUGCCCCAGGACCAGGCCUCACCCACUCCGCUGUCACCGGAGCAGAGUCCAGGGGCGGAGGGCGAGGAGCUGCCCCGAGCCGACGCCUUCUGUGGGAAACUCCGCCGCAGCAUCCGCAGAACCGUGCUGGAGUCUGUGUCAUUGGAAAAGAUCCUGCCUGAAUCUCCCCAAAGCAGUGAAGCUGGAGACAUGUCGCCAUGCCGCUCCCCCUCCACGCCACGCCACCUCCGCUACCGCCAACCCGGAGUGCAGUCGGCUGAAAACUCCCGACACGCGGUUUCUCCGGCUUCGGCUUUUGCGAUCGCCACGGCAGCAGCAGGACACGGGACUCCACCAGUGUUUACAAACUCAGAACGAACCUGUGAUAAAGAGUUCAUCAUCCGCAGAGCCGCGACCAACCGCGUCCUGAACGUGCUGCGCCACUGGGUCUCCAAGCACUCCCAGGACUUUGAAAUGAACGCUGAGCUGAAGAUGUCUGUGGUGUGUCUCCUGGAGGAAGUCCUUCGAGACCCAGACCUGCUCCCACAGGAGCGGAAAGCCACCGCCAACAUCCUCAGUGGCCUCUCUCACGACGAGAUGGAGGAGGCUCAGCUGAGGAUCGAGGACAUCUUACAAAUGGCGGACUGUCCAAAAGCAGAGUGCUUCGAGUCUCUGUCUGCGAUGGAGCUGGCCGAGCAGAUCACUCUCCUGGACCACAUCGUCUUCAGAAGCAUCCCCUACGAAGAGUUCCUGGGCCAGGGCUGGAUGAAAGUGGACAAGACCGAACGCACUCCGUUCAUUAUGAAAACCAGCAAACACUUCAAUGAUAUGAGUAACCUGGUGGCGUCUCAGAUCAUGACGCACACAGACGUGGGGUCCAGGGCCAGCUCCAUAGAGAAGUGGGUGGCGGUGGCCGACAUCUGCCGCUGCCUCAACAACUACAACGGGGUCCUGGAGAUCACCUCAGCCCUGAACCGCAGCGCCAUCUACAGGCUGAAGAAGACCUGGGCCAAAGUCAGCAAGCAGGUGGAGCUGGUGCAGAUGGUGGUGGACGGUGUCAACUACUUGAUCGAAUGUGAGAAGCGGCUGGAGAGAGGCCAAGACAUAAAGAUCCCGGCUCCACUCCCUCAGUUCAGGAAGUGA
Molecule: messenger RNA, 3627 nt
Organism: Knipowitschia caucasica
Lineage: Eukaryota; Metazoa; Chordata; Actinopteri; Gobiiformes; Gobiidae
Source: the annotation of a GenBank genome assembly